AUGACCCUUCGCGAGCAGCUCCAAAAACUCGUCUCGCAGAAACUCGCCGCAAAGGGUGAGCUUGACCAUGCCGGGCUUUUGGCUUUGGAGACGCUCAGCAAGAUGGCACCGGAGGGCGAAGUGGAUCCAGUUGGCGGAUCAUCUGCUGGUGGUAGUAGUAGUGUUGGUGGUGUUGUUGACUCUCGUCCCCGGAGAAUCCUCCCGCCUGGCAUCGAGAAAUUGACGAAAUUCAGCGGCAAGGAUCCCGGUGCUGUGUCCGACGUGCUCAACAGAUUCCACUCACUUGUCGUCGCGGCACUGCCUGGCAGCUCGCCUGGCACAGUGAAUAAGGCUCUGAACCGAGAUGUCGUGUUUGUCUUGGAGGGUGCAGCCCUGAAGUUCUUCAAAUCGCUGAAAGCAGGACAGAUGGAGUGGGAACCUACCCCGCCUCCCUCCCUCCAGCAGCGAGGGGCAGAGGCGGGAGCAGGGGGCGUUCAGCAACAAGCAGGAAAGCCACCUUUCCGGCCCCCGUCGACCUGGGCUGAAGUCUACAAUGCUUUCCACGACCACUAUCUGCCGGCGGAUGGUAUCGCACGGACAUCAGACACACUAUUUUCUCUUAGCCAAGCUGCGGACGAAUCCGUCCCGACGCUGGUCCAGCGACAAAUGGGCCUGACCAAUCACUUGAGCCGGUUAAUUGAAGCCAACGGGGGGCAGACAACUUUUUGGGAAGCAAUUAUGAUACGGUUGUUCGAGAGAGCGCUCCGCGCCGACCUGCAGCGGCUUCAGCACGCGGAGCCUCCGUGCCCGACUUUCCAGGAAAGUGUGGACCGUGCAGAUCGUAACGCUCUAAGACUGGAGAAGGAGAAGAGUAAGAGAAGGAAUGACGCUGGCGAAGGAGGUGGCGGUGGAGAGCGUCCGCCAGAGGACAAUCGGCUUCACCACGGCACGAGACCGCAGGACAGCAGCAGCAGUGGUGCGGGAGAGGGGAAGGAAGGUGUGCAAAGUUCAGGUGGUUUGAAAGCACCAGCGCUUGUCCGGUCUUCUUCAUCGUCGGCCAGGGGUCCGCUGACCGUGUCGGGUACUGGUGAAGACGUGGCUCCUGUUGUGGGGGGCUUCCUGCCCCCACACCGGAAGAGAGAGAAUGAUGCUGGUGGAGGAGGCGCAGGAGAGGGACGUGGGGGUGAUCGACUUCAGCACGGUAGUAAAACGCAGCGUAGCAGUGACGUAGGAGAUGGGAAGGAAGUGGUGCACGGCUGGGGUGGCUUGAAGGGGGCAGCGCAUGCCCGGUCUUCUUCUUCUUCUUCUGUGGUCAGGGGUCAGCUCACCGUGCCAGGUGGCGUUGAAAGCGAAGCUGUUCCUGUGGGGGGCUUCCAAACCAGACACGGGAGAAGUGCAGACCGAAACGACGGUGGAGACCGGGAAAGGGUCGAGAGCAUCUUGUCUGACGAUGGGUCCCGAUCCACCCCUGCGUGGCAAGAUGAGCCGGAAGAACACGUAGUGCCUGGGGGGUCUGGGGAGUGGGGCGAUGGUGGUGAGGUCAAACAAGAUCGUAGCCGUGGGUCGCGAGGCAAGAAGAAGUCUCAGAAACGAACGCGGGAUUGGCAAGAAGGCCAGGGCCGCAAGCGGGACAAGCAAGAAGACCAGGCCCCUUCACGGGACAGCCAAGAAGACCAGAACCGCACGCGGGACAGGCAAGAAGGCCAGCAUGCCCGUGCCCAGCAUCGUCCAUCCCAACCCCACCGGCGGCGGCAGCCAGAUCCCGACAACAUACCGCCGUGCACCAAUCCAGGGUGCAAGGCGAGGCGGAAAACUCAUUCUUCGAACAUCUGUUUCUACCACCCAGACCCAGCACAUGCUCGACGAAACCGGAUGAGAAGGAAAGACAUAUUCUUGAAGAACCAUGCUGUGGAGGACGCGGGUAACGACGCGGGUAACUGGCCCCACAACAAUUUCGACAAACUUGAGUUCUAGGGGGCGCUGGAUCACCUCUACUGAACUUAAGUUUGGCAGGAUAAAGGAUGGCCGUAGGCGCUAGUCGGGCAAUUUAAUCUGAAACAAGAGGGCGUGGGUGAAAGGUCGAGGCGGCUUCGCAACUUCCAGCACGGGUUGGUUGAAGACCCAUCGGGAGUCACCCUGAUAUCCGCAUAAGCACGGUGCUUCGUGCAUGCAUUUGUCGAAGGAGUAGUUGAAGGUCAACCGCUACUCAAAUGGCCGACACGUAGAGACAAGAGGACGACGUAAAGGAUGGUGGCCAGCUUGCCGACGUCAAAGCAGUGUUAUUGGACCCAUGUACCAAAAGAGGCAAUUGAAGAGAUUUCCAACAUGUACCUGGACCGUUGUGCGCCAGAGAGAACCCUAUGAUUGCGGUAUCGCAGAGACUUGGGGUCAAGGUCUGAUGACCUCAAUAAUGAGCCCUAGCGGGAGAUGCACUUGUCACAAGUGCAACAGCUCAAAGUUGUCUUCGCUGGGUACCGUGCUCCCUUCAACGGGUUGGAAUAUUUACGUUGCGAAGUCUAACGGCAUGCCCGCCGUUGUCAUUACGAGCAGGGUCAGGGACCAUAGCGUUACAUAAGUUUCGCACGCCCCUGAGCCUUGUGGUGGUACCCCACUUCCCGUGUUGUCGGAUGUGCUUCGUAUAGAGGUGGGACAAUUCUACCGAACGUUUAUUGACGUGGUUGAUCUGAAGAAACCGCUUUUGUAUUUGUAGCCCUCGGAAGCACCGGCUGCCUUACAGGCAGCUAUGCUUUGCAUUGUGAAUUACUGCGCAGACAUAUGUAUGCAUGCAUAG
Molecule: messenger RNA, 2770 nt
Organism: Ectocarpus siliculosus
Lineage: Eukaryota; Phaeophyceae; Ectocarpales; Ectocarpaceae
Source: the annotation of a GenBank genome assembly